Molecule: messenger RNA, 4450 nt
Organism: Hyposmocoma kahamanoa
Lineage: Eukaryota; Metazoa; Arthropoda; Insecta; Lepidoptera; Cosmopterigidae
Gene: Pask
Product: PAS domain-containing serine/threonine-protein kinase
Exons: 22
Coding region: 29-3697 (1222 amino acids)
Biological process (GO): negative regulation of glycogen biosynthetic process; intracellular signal transduction; protein phosphorylation
Cellular component (GO): nucleus; cytosol; cytoplasm
Molecular function (GO): ATP binding; protein serine/threonine kinase activity
Source: RefSeq, a predicted model, not a curated record
UAAUAAUCGAAUAAACAUUCUGCUGACGAUGGAUUCUGCAGCAUCUAUUACCUUGAACAGAAGUGGUGACACCUCGAUUCUGACGCCAAUCAAGCCAAGACUAGGUCAAUUUGGUGAUGUUUAUUCUCCUGAACAUCUGAACUUGACACCCAGACCUAGAAAUAAAAUUAGCCUUAGUGAAGUUGGGAAUGAAAAUCAAAAUUAUUUUACUCCUAAUAAGUUGACAGAAUUUGAUUAUAAAUGCAGGACUGUAAAGCCCUAUGCCCAUUUCUGCAAUGUAUAUGCCAACUGUUCAUUUGAGGGCAACCAGAGCUUUCCACGUUUGAGGCGUCGCCUGCACCCCAUUAGGAUGGAGUUGGAGACUCCUACCAAAGUCAAGGCUGCUGCUGACAUUGUUAGAGUGGAUGGACCAAAUGGACUCCGCUUCAACACCUCUCUUGCAUCGGUUGACGUUGCCGGUUCGCCUGCACAGUCCCAGAGCGACCGUUUGCAGCAAACUGUUAACCCUAGCAAAGCAGUUUUCACUAUCGAACCUAACACUUCUAAGAUCCUCAUAGUAAACAAUAAAGCGUGUUCACUCCUGGGCUACUCAUCGGGCGAACUGUGCGGACUUCGUUUCUCCGACCUGCUCAGAUGCAGGAGUGCCAGGACAUUCAGUUUGCACGAGCCUGAAGAUGGGGACACUGCGGAGGAUGGAACUGUUGUAUUACUUAGUGGAAAGGUAGUAGAACUAUUAUCAAAAGACGGUCGAUUAGUGCAAGUGUCAUUAUGGAUCAGGCAGCUCGACAACGACGGGCCUUGUUUAGUGGUAGCGGAGCCAGUUAGCUGUAAGAACGUUGUUUUAACAAUAGACGCAGAGUCUGGUUUGAUAGUAGCCUGUGACAGCGACGACGCGGCUCUGCUUUUCCAGGCAGAAUCGCGCGACAAAUUAAUCGGACUGCCAAUCGCAUCGCUUAUACCUUCAAUACAAAUACCUUAUGAUACUCUGUUAGCUAAAAAUGUUUCCAAACAGAAAGCUACAGGAAGAACUUUAGAUGGUGGAUCGUUCCCCCUAUGUUUAUGGAUAACAAAACCUGAAAGCAGUGAAAGCACAACGUGGAUAAAUAUGAAAGUACCCAAGGACAGACCAGUUUUUGACGUUAACGUCAGGGUGACGUACAAUGUCAGCGGUCUUCUAGUAGUAGACGACAACGGUAUAAUAACAGCCUGCAACCACCACUUCGCCAUGCUGACCUUCGGCAAGCCACACUCGGAAGUGAUUGGUUAUUACAUUGAAGACGUGAUACCGAACUUUUGCAGAGAAGUCGAUAUGGUGAAAGUUAACGAACGGAAUAGAAAUAUGACCCUUUCACCUGUUAAUAAUGAGAAUGAUGGUUCCGCGUCAGACACAGACGAAGAUUCGUGCGGAGCUUUCAACGGCAGUCAAAAAUCAGCCUGCAUGUCACUUAAUGUACAAGCCUCUUUACUCUCCACUACACGAGAGAAAUCUUCCAGUGCCCUCUGCCUGGACAAGUCGUGCAGUCUUGUCACCCAUACACCCACGCCCACACAAGACAUGGUCUCAAGUAUAAGCACAACGGAACAAAGAAACGAUGUAUCUGCGUUGCCCGACGUUACAUCAGGCAUGUCCGGUAUUUCGAUAGACGAAGAGAACUUUUGCCAUAGUAGUAUAUCUAAAUCUCGCUCGGAAAACAUACUGCGAUCGGAGCAUAGUAAUGUUAAACAAUUUAAGAAUAACGAGAAAUCUGAUUCUAUUUAUUAUACAUCUCAGCAUUCGCAAGAAGUUACGCCAACUGGUAGUACACCUAGAGUAAGAACAAAUGAUCCAUCGUUGCGAUUGUCUUUUGAUUCUAGUAAAUAUAGGUCUUUGAAGGCACAAUUAAAAGACGAUAAGAGCAGUCUGUCUCUCGAUUUCUGUGACUCUAAUGAGACUAGUGCUGAUUUUCUUACGCCCAUUAAUGAAAUGCCGCCACCCGGUUGCGAGAUCGAAGACUUACCGAGACAUAAUGGGAAUGAAAGCGUCGAUAGUUUGAGUAAUGAUAUCGAUUUGGAAACUCAGACGGAAUCUGCGCCAAGGAAGAAAUACGAUGAAGACGCACCGGAAUCGUCUGUAGCCAUCCGCCUUCUUCGUAACCUAAAAACCUCUACACCUCAACGUUCGCGGAACAGCAAGUCAGAGCAAUGUGAAUGUACCACCACAGCGGACUGUCAACACAGAGACGGCACCUACAGAGGCCGCGUGAUGCAUAAGGAUGGAACUGAACUCAAUGUCCUAUACACUGUAUCGACUAUGCAACUUACUAACGGAUGUAGAGUACGCUGCGUAUGGCUAGGCGUACAGCUAGAAGAUGGACCGAGGCAUACUACUCUCGCAUCAAGCGUUGCUUCUACGGCUGACAACUCACUUGCAUUGGGCAACAAAUCUGCUAGUAGCCGACCGCACUCUAUGUCUAUAGUUAGCCAAUGUGGUGAGGAACAAGUAGCCGGGGACUACAGUAAACACUAUGUAACUCUGAAGCAAAUUGGCAAAGGCGCCUAUGGCUGCGUAAAAAUGGCGUACCGACGUUCAGAUCGGCUGCUCACAGUGGCCAAGUUCAUUCUGAAGGAGAAAGUGGGCUCGCAGUUCUGGGUUGAUGGGCCUGAUGGCAGAAGAGUACCUUUGGAGCUUAGUCUGCUACUUACUUUGAAGCAUCCUAAUAUUGUGAGCGUAGUGGACGUGUUCGAGAAUGACAAGUACUUCCAAAUGGUGAUGGAGAAACACGGCGCCGGUAUGGACUUGUUUGAGUUCAUUGAACGACGGCCGAGACUCGACGAGCCGCUGCUUAGCCUUAUUUUUAGACAGAUAGGACAAGCAGUAGAAUACCUCCACUCUUUGAACAUACUGCACCGUGAUAUCAAAGACGAAAACGUGAUUAUAGACAACAAGUUCCACGUGAAACUAAUCGACUUUGGCUCGGCCACCUUCAUGAGCAAGGAUACUCUCUUCUCCACUUUCUAUGGCACUACGGAGUACUGUAGCCCUGAAGUCCUGGCUGGAAAUAAAUACGCAGGCCCGGAGUUAGAGAUGUGGUCAAUGGGGAUAACGCUGUACGUGCUCACGUUCUUCGUUAACCCGUUUUCGGACAUUGAAGACACCAUUCAGGGCCCAUUAACCUUCCCGCAAGUUGUGUCUGAAGAUUUAGAACAACUCCUGCGCUGGAUGCUGUGCAAAGAACCAGCACACCGAUGUACAGUGCCGCAACUGAUGGCUCACCCGUGGAUUCGACAACCUGUACCUAUCGCAAACUAUAUAUUCCACGAAAUUGUAGAUUGCGAUCGGCAUGAAGCUAACCCAGAGAUGUACUACACCGGCAGAUCGCCACGUAGCAACUCUCCUGAAGCUCUAGCGAAGGAACGUUCAAAUCCAUCUGAAGUUGCAGUCCGUUCGGAAGGGAAGAACAUAUCUCGGGAUGAGCCGAAACGAAAUUCGUUAGCUCUACAUGCUCUGUCCACCGCUGACCGAGACGCGCAGUCUGACAACUACAGUCUUCGCUCUUCAGCUGAUAUACUAGACAUAUCAUCGAAACCGGUAUCGGAAGCGGCCCUCACGGAUAUAAGUUCCGACGCGACUGGCCAUGCGGCUUGCGAUAUCGACUACGAUUGCGACCAAUACGAGUGCGACAGCUGGGACGAGUGCGAGCAGGACAGCUUCUCGUAAACCCGCGAUAGCGUGAGACAAACUGACAGAGUGCAACUUAAAUUAGCGCGAAGUUCCGAGGAAAGUGUAUUGUGGUAUAGUAAAUUUUGACAACAGUAGUGUUCCUUUUUUUACUAUUAAUUUGAAAAAGAGAACACUAUAUUUGAUAUGAUUUACUAUAUUGUCUACUAAUGUUGUAUUUUCAUCUAACUGACCGAAAGAGCAGCACUUAGAGGACAGUCGUAAAAUAAUAUUGAUGCAUCCAUUACUCGCCACGUGCUUUGUACACGUAAAUGGAUGCAUAUAAAAAAUUUUAAAGCAUAAUUUUAAAAGAAUGCAAUUAUUUUUCCUUUAAACAUAUCCCUAAUUAUGUAACGUCUUAUUUAUUUCAAAAUGUGAUGUGUAUUUAUUGUCAUGAUUGUUUAUAUGUGUGAAGGGAGUGAACAGAGAGAGAGGGAGUGAGUAACAGAGACGAAUGGAUGAAGAAAACAUACUGCGCCAAACCGAAAUAACGGAAAUUAGGGCAGGAUAAUGAUGCAAAUGACCAAAUGUCCUUUUAAUUUAAUAGAAAUUACCUAUUUAUUAUUGCCACGUAUAUGUAGGUUUUAUUUUUAGUACAAUAGGUUAUACUACACAUUCUAUCUGUAUGUAGGUAGAUAGCUUCUAACCAGGGUCUUAAACAAUUGCUUAUGAAUUCUGCAUUUAUUAUACAACUUUACUAACAUUUUUUAAUAAAAUACAUGUCUUAAACUCUCUUUUAGGGAAGCGGCAACA